AUGGCGUCCGCCCGCCCCGACAGGCGGGAGCAAUCGCUGCGGCAGCGCCGGCGCUCCCGUGAGACGGAGAGCGUAGCGGCCGCGCAGCACCCAACAGGCCGGCUAAUCGAACCCAGAGCGCGAGAAGAGGCUGCGCCGGUCCUCCGCUAUCCCAUCGGCCCCUCCAGCCUACGGCCUUCUCCCCGCCCCUUCCGGAAACCGCGGCGCCGCCUUCCGCCCUCGGCCACUAGGGCGCCAGCUGGCCGGCUGCGGCGACGGCUGUUGCUGUUGGCGGUGCCGUGGCGCUGCAGCCCCCGCCGCGGGGCUGCCGGCUGCCCGCCGGCGGGGCAGGUCCGCGCCGCCUUCCUCCGCUUCUUUGAGGAGCGCCACGGCCACCGCCGCCUGCCCUCGGCCCCCGUCCGGCCCCGCGGCGACCCUCACCUCCUCUUUGUCAACGCGGGCAUGAACCAGUUCAAGCCCAUUUUCCUGGGCACGGUGCACCCCCGAAGCGAACUGGCACAGCACCGGCGGGUGGUGAACAGCCAGAAGUGCGUGCGGGCAGGUGGGAAGCACAACGACUUGGAGGAUGUGGGCCGCGAUACUUACCAUCACACAUUCUUCGAGAUGCUGGGGAACUGGUCCUUUGGGGAUUACUUUAAGGAGGAGGCAUGUAGCAUGGCCUGGGAGCUCUUGACAGAGGUCUAUGAGAUUCCUAAAGAUCGUCUCUAUGUCACCUAUUUUGCUGGAGACUCGUCACUGGGACUGAGCGCAGAUGAGGAGUGCAGGGAUGUAUGGCUCUGCCUGGGGGUGCCUGCCAGUCAUGUGCUUCCUUUUCCAUUGAAGGACAACUUCUGGGAGAUGGGGGACACAGGUCCCUGUGGUCCCUGCACAGAGAUCCACUAUGACCACAUGGGUGGUGGCAGAAAUGCUGCGGCACUGGUGAACCAGGGCAGCCCCGAUGUAGUGGAGAUCUGGAACCUGGUCUUCAUGCAGUAUAGCAGAGAGGUAGAGGGGAAUCUGCUUCCCUUGCCGCAGCACCACGUGGAUACAGGAAUGGGCCUGGAAAGGCUGGUGACAGUUCUGCAGAACAAACGCUCCAACUAUGACACAGAUCUCUUCACUCCCAUCUUGGAUGCCAUUCACAAGGGCUGUGGGGGGCCCAGAUACCAAGGCCUGGUCGGGGAUGCUGAUGUUGGGCAUGUGAAUAUGGCCUACCGUGUGGUGGCAGAUCAUGUGCGCGCCCUGUGCGUGUGCAUCACUGAUGGCAUCUACCCAGGCUUCUCUGGAGCAGAACUGGUGCUGCGUCGGAUCCUGCGCAGGGCUGUCCGUUUUUGCUCUGAAGUCCUUCACGCUCCACCUGGGCUCCUGGCCUCCCUGGUGCCUACUGUAGUGGAAGUGCUGGGAGAUGCCUAUCCAGAGCUGACAAAGAAUGCAGACCAGAUCAUGGAUGUCAUCAAUGAGAACGAGGCAGCAUUUCAGUCCUCCCUUGAGCGUGGGAGGCGUAUCAUUGAGCGAACAGUGCAGCAAAUGGAGCCCUCCACAAAUUUCCCGGCUGAAGUAGCCUGGUCUCUUUAUGGGAAUUUGGGAUUCCCUCUGGAUCUGAUUGACUUGAUCCUUGAAGAAAAGGGAAUCAGUUUGGAUUCAGCUGCUUUUAAUGAACUUGCUCUAGAAGAUGCAAAGCGGAAGGCUGGUGGCCCACCGGCAGGACAGCUGGAGGACACAAACACACGCCUUGAUGUGCACUCACUGGCUCAGCUGCGAAGCAACAAUGUGCCUGCUACUGAUGACUCUCCAAAGUACGCCUACACACUUGGGCAGCACGGGCAGUACGAGUUCAGCCCAUGCCAGGCCACUGUCCUGAUGCUGUACAGAGAUCAGUCUCUCCAGAAGGAGGUUGGGGCAGGGCAACGCUGUGGUGUCAUCUUGGACAGGACUAACUUCUAUGCAGAGCAGGGCGGGCAAGCUUCUGACCAAGGCUACAUGAUACAUUUAGGACAGCAGGACAUACUCUUCCCUGUAGAGUCUGUUCGUCUCUGUGGUGGUUAUGUGAUCCAUGAGGUCACUGCUGUUGAAACCCUCCGUGCUGGUGACCAAGUGCAGCUCUUUGUGGAUGAGGCCCAGCGGCUGGCCUGCAUGACGAACCACACUGCUACCCACCUGCUGAACUUUGCACUCCGCCGCAUCCUGGGUGACAACACAGAGCAACGAGGGUCCCAUGUGACAGCAGAGUGGCUGCGCUUUGACUUCGAUACCAAGGGCCCUGUGACUGUGGAGCAGCUGCAGCAAGUGGAGCAAGUGGUCCAGGAUGUGAUCAAACGAAAUGAGGUUGUUCAUACGGCUGAGGUGCCCCUCAUGCUGGCAAGAAGAGUUCAGGGACUCCGUGCAGUGGAUGAGGGGUAUCCAGAUCCAGUGAGGAUAGUGUCCCUGGGGGUCCCUGUGGAGAGUGUGCUGACCUGCAACUCUGAGGCUGCAAUGCAGACUUCUGUGGAGCUCUGCUGUGGGACGCACCUUCUACAAACAGGAGCUAUGGAAGAUCUGGCCAUCAUCAGUGAGCGUCAGCUUGUAAAAGGGAUUAGCCGUGUCAUUGCAGUGACAGGGAGACAAGCCAAACAGGCCCGGGAAGCUGGCCAGUGCUUGGCUAUGGAAGUGGACUCUGUCUCCCUACGAAUGAAGAAGAGGAGUACCUCGAUUCCUGAGAUGCAGAACCUCUCCAAAGAAGUGGGACAGUUGACCAAAAUGGUGGCUAGCACUCCAAUGCCCCAGUGGCAAAGAAAAGAACUACAGACUAUCCUCAGAGUGCUACAGCGAACAGCCAACACAGCCGUCAAGAAACUGGAGAUGCAGCAGGCUGAAGAGAAGGCACAAAGCAUGCUAGCAAAACAUUGCAACCAACCUGUCAUCAUUGAUACUGUCCCAGCUGACUCCCUCUCUAUCCUAAUGAAGGUAGUGAACCAGCUGUGUGACAAGUCUCCUGGCACAUCAGUCAUGCUGCUCAGCCCUCAGGCUUCUGGUGAGGUGCUCUGUGCCUGUCAGGUGUCCAAGAAUUGCCUCCCUGAGUUCUCUGCUGCUGACUGGGCCGUGGCUGUCUGUACACAGAUGGAAGGGAAGGCAGGAGGUUCUCCUGUCGUCGCUAAGGGCAGUGGAAAUGCCAAGGGCAUGCAGGGAGCCCUGACUACUGCACUGGAGUUCGCUCAGAGUAAACUCUUGAAAUAACUGUGAUGCUUUGGUGGCAGGACAGCUGUAUGUAGCCCAGCUGUAAGCUACGUGGACACUUGGUGCAAAGCACACAUUAUACUCUGCUGAUCUGAAAGGUUUAGCAGCUCCCACACUGAACGUUGCUGCAGCCACUGCAUUGGAGCAUUUGGCUUCUGGCCAUCAGGGAUCAGCAGAACCCCACUCCUGAUCCCACUGACAGAACGAUGCUGCCUGUUCUCAGCAUGGACAUACAGUGAUGGAGCCUCAGAAAGCACCAGCUGCAGCAGCAGAUCCUGCUGCUUCUGGAACAGUGCAGUUCUUGCCACAAGAUUAGCACAGAGAGGCCCCAUGAGAGCAUGGGGGGAGAUGGCACAGUGUUAUCCUAAAACCAUUAAAUGGCAGAGAGUGUGUGAUCCCCUGAUGUUUCUUUUGUUUUUUCUUUCCCCCCUGCUCUGGCAGAGAGGUUUGUUCUGUCCCUGCAGCCCUACAAGUCAGCACACACUCUUGUGUAAGCAGUCCUAUCCUACUGCAGAACUCAGGACACCCUUGUGAUUAAAAAAGCUACUGUAAUUUAGAAAUCGGAAGUCCCACCCUGCUUGCAGUCUCAGCCUUGUUAGGCUAUGCAACAGGUAGUGCUGAAGCCAGUCUGCAGUACUGAAGCAUGGAGGGAACAAAAUCAUCCCAGCCUCUGCCUCUUUGGUUUGGAUGAAUGUUCUUAGCCUUGUUUCCUCCUGCUACUCCCUUGUAACUCCUUUCUUCUCACACUGCCUACUGGCUUCUCACAUACCAGCACCUACCUAAAAACCACCAUGGAUCUGGUGAGUUGUGUGAAUGGGAACUGUUGUGUUGCAGCGCGGAACUCCCUGCAGCAGGACACUUAGCCUUGAGGUGAGCAGGUCUCCCUCCUAAACUGGUCACUUUUCACGAACACUAGUGGACCUAGCAAACUCAACUCAUAAAGUCAUCAUUGUUAGAGUGAUGUCUAGAGCUCUUGGCCAAAGCACCAUUAUUUUAGAUACUGUAUUGACCUAGAGAUCACAAAUGGUAGCUGAGGCAAAGGUGCAACAGGAUAGUGAUACAAGCAGGUUUCACCUUGUGAGCAGCAACAGCAGGCUGACAGGGAUGAAUUUCACCAGCAGGUAGGGUUGCCUGUCUCUGUGGAGUGAGGUGGAGGAGGCAGUAGCUGCAUGCUUUUGGGGAGGGGAGGAGGAGGGGUGGAAGCACAGUGAUACUGAUGGAUGGGGAGCAGGAAAUGGCUGUCACAUAGAUAAGGAUUGGUAAAGAGGUUGUAGUGGGGAAUGGCCCAGUCUCCUAAUGAGAUACUCCCUCCACUUUUCUUAGCUGUCUUUUUGAGGGGGAGUGGGUGAAUAGUUGCUGUGAGCCGAGCCUCCUCUACCUUCUCUCUUCAGUGAACAGCUCACCUGGGAAAAAAGGGAGGUGGACUUAGAUGCAACACUAGAGGACAUGCAGUUUUCUUCCCUAUGUCAGCGGCUGUCCAGCCCAAAAUCUCCUGUGGUCCCUAAGGCUUAAUGUGGCUCCUAGUCAUCUUUGCAAAGUGCCAGGAGCUGGUUUUGCACUUGGAUAAGUGCCAGACAUAAAUGUGAGAACUCGGAGGCAGGGGUAGGGAGGCUUUAAGGGCUGGUGGUGCUCCCCACUAUCCUCCUCUCUUCCCCCAAAGCACUGACAGCUGCAGCAAGAGCACAGGCCUUCAACCUUUCAUUCAGUAAACACUACUUCCAGCCAGGGAGCUUAAAGCAGGGCUUGUUGCAAAGUGGACUGUGAGCCAAGGUCCCUGGGCACCUGGCCCUGCUGCUCUGAGUUCAGCCAUCAGAGAGGUGCACAGGCCCCUUUCUUUCAUCACCCUGCCAGUGAGGCAGGUUGCUGCUCACCCCAGACCCUGCCUGCAUUCCUGUAUGCUGUAGCAGAGCAGCCUAGUGCUUUCUCAAAUUUCUUGCCAUUUCUGGAUGCAGAGGUGCUGCUGGUGCUUGUAACAUCUCUACAAGGAACCUGUACAUAGGGAAGGGCUGGAACAUCCAGCCCAGCACUUCGGGGACCUUGUGACAAGGCUGGUAGGGUGCUGGAGCGGAUGCAUGGAGUCCCUGGGGAUGGUUUGUGCUGUCAGUUGAAAGCAGUGUUAGUGCCCAGUGUUGCACAGCUCCUGUGUUUCACUUGCACCACAGCAGUACCAGAUGUGGGGAGGGGAAGGGCUGCUCUGUCUUACUGGGAAAGCGCUUUCCUGGGGUGCUUUUGUGUUACUGUGUUAAUAGCUGCUACAGGAGAUGAUGUCUCCUUUUGGUAUUGGAGAGUAGGUGUGGGAAGAGGAGAGGAAUGCUGGGUUGAGCUGCUCCUGCGCCAUGCUCCAAAAGUAGAGCCUGAGCUUGUUAGCAGCAGCCUUACAAAAUUAACCCCCUUUGGCCUGAUUUUUAGCUUAGAAACCACUGGCCUCUUGUAGACUUUUGCCCAGUCCCUUACGGGGCAGGGGUCUGUGCACUGACCUUCAAGGUAAUGCCUUUACUCACAGGGAAGUUAAGCCCCUGCUGUUGAUCUUCUGGAGGGCCAAGGGCUGCUGCUGCAGAGGCAACCGGAGCGGUGGCUCUUGGAGCCGUUGGAAGGAGGUCCAUCUCUACUGUGGGAGCUGUUGGGCUUUCAGCACUAUGCAGUGAGUGAGCAGCAAAGGCCUGAUGGCUCAGCACCCCAGGUCUGCUCUUCCCUUCCAUGUCCCAUGGGAAAAGUAGCUCCCUGCUCUCAGGAUGACAGAUGCAGCCCUACAGUGAGAAAUAAGCCCCUACCCCCACAUAGGGGCACUAGGGGAAGGCUUAAUGAUCCUGCAGCCAAUUCCAGGCCAUUUGGGGAACUGAAAGGUAUUGAUUAUGUGACAGCAGUUACAGCUUGGCCAAGCAAUACUGGAAGGUGGGCAAUGGGAAAGGCCCAACACAGCCUUACACUGCACGCACACCAGUGAGCAAGGAUUAUAAAGCUCUUAAAGCAGAGUAGGGGCGUUUUAAUCUGGCCAUCCUGCAUGGGGUCUGUGGGUGAUCUCAGGUGACUUCUGCAGGCAGGCUUUCCAGAAGGCAGCCCAAAAUGGCAGGAGGCUGCUGAGGACCAAGUCCCACAGCUCAUCAAACAGCUCUGGAGAUGGUAGCAGCACAUCUUUGAACAGGGAGCACUCAACUAUCUGCACAGCCCUCCCCAGCUUCUCUGUGCCCAUGGCUACCUGUGGUGUCAGCUGAAAGACCUGCUGAGUCUGGGAGCAGUUGCUCUGCAACAGCCAUGCACCAUGUGGGAUCAGGCCAGUCCUAUACCUUUUCCACACCAGUUUGGUAAUCGUGUUCCUGAACUUCUGCACCUCCAGCUGGGACCUCAGUGCCUUCUCUGCAUCUGCAGCAGCCCCAGCACUCCCUGCACCUAGGGAAGUGCUGCGCUGCCUUCCUAUAAAUGUUAAGAACAACCUGGUCAGCAAGCAGGGCUGCAGCCUGCUGUGAUGGCACUGGCUCUUCUCCUGCCUCAGCCAGGGCAGUCUUGGGGAGACCUUCCAGCUUGGAGCCCGUUUUCUUUCUCCUCCUUUGCUGCUCUUGGCCUUUCUGGGCAUGAAAUUCAGUAUUUCCUUUCCUCUUUCUGAGCCUGCAAGGAUUUAAGUGGGUUAUCGAUGAGGUCACAGCAUAACCAAGUCAUGAUCUUACUAGAUAUCAUAAGCUCAGUAGCACUAAACGUACUCUGUAACUGAAGGACAAAAAGGAUCUUACCCUACCAAAGAGUAGUCUGUGGAGGCAUCUGUGGUGCCCAUAUCACCUCAGGCUGGUAAAGUGGGUUGCUGCAGUAGGAAUGCUGGGUUUUGAGCUGUGGCCAUGCCAGGCCAUCGCUGAUCCUAGGAGAGAGAAUUUCCUGCUGUUCUCCUGGUGAACCCCCAGUGCACAGAUUUGUGUCCCAUUGUCCACUUUCCCUGCUGCAGAAGGACAAUGAAUUCACGUCCCAUGCUGCAGCCGCAGUAGCUGCCAUAUUUCUGCCUGGGAUGCCCUGUAUUUCCAUGGCUGGUCAAGCAGUGCUCAGCUGGUAGGGCUUAGGGGAAUGAAACAUGAGUUUUAAAUGUAGUUCUCCAGCCAAAAUAGCAGCUUACAUUCCCUUACAGUCAUCAAGGAUCUAAAGUGCGAGCAGUACCCUGGGCACAGGUUUGCAACUCCAAACACAUGCACGCAGAAGGAACGGCAGGAAGUGGGAAACUAAUUAGAGAGAUGAUGGGGUUUUUGCUGUGAACAGGUGCUGUCAGGUUGGCAACACCUCCAUAAGUCCAGAUGGACCCCAAGGUCCCUUAAGGGCACGUGCAAUGCAAGGGCUUGCCAACCCCAAUCGCAAGCAACUACCUGACUUCGGUAAAAGAGAAGCAGAAAGUGCAUGCUUGUCUCUUCUCACCUGCUUUGCUCCCGAUAGCCUGGGCUGCAGAGUCAGAGGCUGGCAUGCAGUGCCUGCGAGAAGCCCAGCUCUCCCUAGGCACCCCUGGGGCAGGCUGCUGUAGGGACCUGAGGCACUGCACCCUGGGUCCCAUGGGACUCACUCCAGGAAGGUCCUAGGAUCGUAGUGGUGGUAGCAGAGCCAAGCCACACAAGAGGAUGCCGAAGGCAUGCUGAGCCACAGGCUCAAAAGCCGUGGAGCUUGGUCCCUCAUGGCUGGAGCUGAGCAUUGCCUGGAGACACUGAAUGUACACAGCAUGUCCAAGCUGAGCCCUGCGGGGAGGGAGAGCAGCUCAGGGGCUGGUGCAGGGAACCAGAGCACAGCUCCUCCCCUGCUGGGACACCCCAUCCCUGCCACCGGUGCCUGCAGGACAUGGCCAAUGGGUCACAAGGAGCAGCUGGGGUCUCCCCAGCACCCAUCAGCCGCACCACCUUCCAUUUCCCCAGGGCUAGCAGCAGUAUGUGCAUUCCCAGCUCGCAGCUGAGCGUGGCACUGAGCCCCCCAGUCCCUGGGUUGAGGCACACCCCCAGGACCAGCCCACCAGCAGGUAGAAGGAGUAGUCCCCCUGCAUGCACAGGGAUACCCUCACACACCAGCACACACCUCCCAAGCACCCGCUGUAAGGAUUUGCACCCGCACAUAUGCAGAUCUCCCUUUGUACGAUUUCAGGUGUGAUUUCCCUCCCAUCACCUCGCAUGCGGCAGGACUUGCAUGUGCUGCAGCAUGAGCACACAGGCUUGGCGUAGCCACUAACCUGUGCAGUCUGGCACUCCUGCAUACACACAUGCAUGCAGAAGGCAACAUGUAUGUAGUGACAGCAUGGACUGAACUAGUCAUGUCACACACGUACAUGUGUGCUCAAAUGCAAUCCGGAAACUCACACGUCCACACACACCUCUUACAUGCAGGCUCUCAUGGGCUCUCACCAUCACACCACCCCCCACACAGGCUCCCUGCCUCCGCAGCAGCUGGGCACCCACACGGAGCAGCACCCACACACAAGGCAACAGUGGUGAACCCAUGAAACCAGAGCACUCGUGGCAAGGCAGGACAUCCCAUCCCUCGGGAGCAGCUCAGGGCCACCUCGAGCUGGUGCUGCUCCUCAUCUGCACCCCAGCUACCUGGGAAAGGAGGGGAUGGCUCUGUCCUAGAAGUAUUCAGCUGAGGGACAGGCAAUGUGUAGGGCAUGCAGGCAGGAGAGGAGCAGCUGCUGGGCCUGGUGAUGAGGGGCAGGGGAACUCUGAGCCCCCAGCUCCCUGGGAGCACUGCUGGGCAAAGAGCUGAGCUUACACCACAGCAGAGUGCUAUCGCAGCGGCAUGCCAAGAGCCUGAUGAGGCAGGAGAGGCAUUUCACAGGGAAUCCCAGCAGCUCACCUUUGCUGCAUGCCCUUCACGGCCAGCCGGUUCCCUGCGUGAAAGCGCCGGCGCCUUGCAGUCAGCUCAUCAGCUUGAAUUGCAGCUGGCAUUUCUGUGCGGCUUGCCGCUUGCUCAGCUGCAGCCCAAGCUCCUCUCUCCUCCAGAAAGCAUGAGGAAAACCCAUGUUGCUGGGAGAAGGGCCCCACUUCCCCUCCAUCCUCCCCACCACCAAUGCCACCACCAUCCCAGCUGCCCCCAGGAGCACCCUGCUACUGAGCCCACCCUCCUGACCAGGGUGCAGCCUGCUGGAGAGAAAUUGAGGGAUUAAUUUUGAUUUAUUUAUGCCAUUCUGGGUCUUAAUCUACCAGAUGGUGGCUGGUGGGGCGCCCAGGAUGUCUGCACUGAGGGUGUGCCAGUGAGGCUGCCAUGGUGUUACCUGGUCUGCAUCCAGACCCACCAUCCAGAGAGCCAGGUACUGCUGCAUCCACCACGCACUGCAGAGCCACUCACCCUGCCAUCAUACAAUCAGAGCAGGCUCCCAGUGGGAGAAUGAGUAAAGCUACACCCAUGACCAGCCCCAGGCACUGGGGUGCUGCUGCCCACCACAGGUUCCCCUGAGAUGGGAGAGGGGAUGGAAGGAGACCCUGUCCUGCCCAGUCUGCUGUGGGAGAGACUGGAAGGAGCUCCAUCUCACCUGACUUUGUAUUGCACCCAGUGCCUGUGUGUCACUUUUGCAAGCUGGGGAGCUUCAGACUAAGUUGUGAAGUUCUACCAUCCACAGUCACUUAAGAUUCCCAUGGGGGCUGUCAAUCUUGAAGUCCUGCUGCAAUUCCAGUCCAAAACCCUUCCUGUGUUUUCAGCUGGCUGUGGGAUCCCUAUCCCAGAGCUAUUGACAUCAGAUUGUCUGGUCUUUUGGGGACACUCCACCACAAGCCUGCUGCGAAAGUCCCUGAGGCUACACAGACACUGGGUUACUAUUCCAGUCCCCAGCCAAGAUCCCUGCAUCUCCUUCUAGUCCUUGCCCAGCCUUCUUUCACGCACUUCCCUCUUGCUUUGCAUCAGAGGUUGCCCAGGCUUGAGCUCCAGGAACGGGAAGAUAAAUCUGAGCCUACGUAGACCUUCUUUUCACAUGGUGAAGAAUUAUUUACACUCGGGUUGGGAUUUGCUGCUCUACUAAUUUUGUUGUCUCCUCGUUUGCCUGUUUGUCCCACAUUUCAGAUGGUGUUCCCUCCCUCCCCCUUCCUUCCCUCGCUGUCCCCACUUGCGGGUGUUCUUCCUCUCUCCUCCUCCUCCUGGCUGGCCCAGUUAGGCAGGUGCAAGAAGAUGCACAAGGAAGAUAAUCCAUCAACUCAAAUAUCACUGAGUUUUGUGGAGAAAGGGGGAAAGAGAUGCAAAACUAAAUGACCUUUAAAACAAGUGAGCUCUCAGGUUCCCUCCCCCACCCAGAAGCAGCUCCUCUGCUCUGCUGUAACCUCCUCCUCCCUGUCCUAGCGUUUAUUUAUAAGCACCAUCAAUAAUUAAGAAGCUGCCUGCCUGCCCGCUUGCCUCGGCUGCCGUGUUGACAGAGACAUCUCUGACGUUUCCUGGCUCAGCCUGGCUGCAUUGCUCACUUGGGCUUUUAAUCUUCCCCUGCCUUGUUAGAAACACAGGAAUCACCUACCUGGAAUGGUCCGGAGAGCCAGGAGAGCUCCCUGCAGUGGGCUGGUUGCCCUGAGAGCAAACCAAAAGCUGCUGGCUCUCAUGACCCCACAGCAGCAGCACAGGGUGGGUUGUCUGGGGUGUCCCUGCUAUGGGCACCACCACUCCCUGCCAGAGUCAGGCUCCAGGAGAAGAGGCACCCUUGUCUACAUCUGAGGGCCAGGGAGCUCCCACGCUGGUGGCUCCUUGCUGACAAAACCACAAGCAAGGGCUCUGCGGCUGGAGCCCCCAGUCCCAGGGGAGCAGCAUCACCCUGGACACCCAGCCCAGGAGGUGGAAGAGACCCACCAAGCAGUGCAGCCAAAUAGCACAGCCAAGCAGAACGAUUUGGCCCUAGCAGGCAGAGCUGGAGCCCUUUCAGUAGAGGGGUACAGCUGGGCUUAGAAAUCAGGGAUGGAAGGCUUUACACUGGCCUGGAGAAACCACCGCAGGGCAUAACCCGGGGACAGGCCAGGCACAGAGGCAACAGCCAGGCUUGGCACAUCACUGGCACUUCAGAAUUCCUUGGGAACACUCUGGGUCACUCCUCAUGCGUUCAAAGGCACCCUGCAGGGAUCAGGGAAGCUCCAGCCCUUGAACAAACCGUCACGCGUGCAGUUUCCAGGCAGCCCAGCUCAGCAGCUGCAAGCAGAGCCCGCAGCAUGCCAGAGCUGAGCCCAGGUCCCUUUGCCAGUGCGAUCCUGAAGCAGCAAUGGGGCGCAAGAGGGAAGCCCGGUAGUUCUCCCUGAGCUGGCCUGCGAUUCUGCUGGACACAGUAGAGACAGGCAGACAAAAAGUGGCAGAUAGCUGCAGCUGGAGGCAGGUCCUAUGCACCCAGCUCCCCCCAACAUGCAGCAUGACACCUUGGGCUCCCCGGUUCCACUGGCUGAGCCCUGAAAAGGAACACGAAGGGGGCUGGGGCUCAGCCGCAUCCCCCACACCCCGCUGCAGGGCCAGCAGUGCCUGGGAGCUGGGUGCCGCAGUGCUGGGAAGUGGAUCUGUCAUAAAGCGCAGCUCUGGAGGGACGGUGAUGGCAGCUGGCAGCUCCCCAGCCCUGCCGGUGCCAGGCCCCGCUCGGGUGGGAAGAGGGCACCAAAGGACAGUGUCAACUCAGCAGCCCUUGGUGCGCAAGCUCCCAGGCUGUCCUACCCCAUCAGCGUCCGACUGCCGCCACAGCGACUGCCCUGACAUUGCCCUUGCUGCGAUGGGGUGGAUGGGGCCCCCCUUUUGCCCCCCCCAAGUUGCCCCACACCAGACCCUGCAACUGCUGACACAGGACAUACAGAGGUGCUGCUGUGGGACACCAAGGGUCUGAGAGAUGGAAGAGGUGCCUUCUUCCCCAGCUACACCCACCUCCCCAGCCCACGCAGCCCAGCUGUCCCAGGGGUGCUGGAAGAGCUCACGCCCCUCCCCAGUGGUCUCCCUCUUCUGUGGGGCAGGCUCUGAGGAGCUUCCCCAGCCUUCAAGGGAAGGGGUGGCCCCCUGCAAGGGGUAUCAG
Haliaeetus leucocephalus (bald eagle) is the source of this 12151-nucleotide messenger RNA. It is a transcript of the gene AARS2, whose product is annotated as alanyl-tRNA synthetase 2, mitochondrial. The transcript has 23 exons. The record is from RefSeq and is a predicted model, not a curated record. Bases 1 to 3192 code for a protein of 1063 amino acids. NCBI's taxonomy places the organism in Eukaryota, Metazoa, Chordata, Aves, Accipitriformes, Accipitridae. Gene Ontology annotation, biological process: alanyl-tRNA aminoacylation; tRNA modification. Gene Ontology annotation, cellular component: cytoplasm; mitochondrion. Gene Ontology annotation, molecular function: alanine-tRNA ligase activity; nucleic acid binding; aminoacyl-tRNA deacylase activity.